Messenger RNA from Melozone crissalis (California towhee), 3607 nucleotides. It is a transcript of the gene PPTC7, whose product is annotated as protein phosphatase targeting COQ7. The transcript is spliced from 6 exons. Bases 112 to 1005 code for a protein of 297 amino acids. The record is from RefSeq and is a predicted model, not a curated record. Lineage: Eukaryota; Metazoa; Chordata; Aves; Passeriformes; Passerellidae.
CGGGCAGGGGAAGGAAGGCUGGCGCCCUGCGGCUGGCGCUCGGCGGGCAGGAGGCGGCUGCGCCGGUGGCUCCCCGCGUUCCUGGCGCUCGGCUGCUGGGCGCCCCACGCCAUGUUCUCGGUGCUCUCCUACGGCAGGCUGGUGGCGCGGGCGGUCCUGGGCGGCCUGUCGCAGACGGACUCCCGCGACUACAGCCUGGUGACGGCCAGCUGCGGCUUCGGCAAAGAUUUCCGCAAGGGCAUCCUCAAGAAAGGCAUGUGCUACGGGGAUGACGCCUGUUUCGUGGCGCGGCACCGCACCGCCGAUGUGCUGGGGGUGGCAGAUGGUGUUGGUGGCUGGAGAGACUACGGGGUGGACCCUUCUCAGUUCUCAGGGACUCUGAUGCGGACGUGUGAGCGUUUGGUGAAGGAAGGACGGUUUGUUCCGAGCAAUCCUGUUGGAAUUCUCACUGCAGGCUAUUGUGAGCUGCUGCAGAACAAAGUCCCUUUGCUUGGGAGCAGCACAGCAUGUAUAGUAGUGCUGGACAGGUCAAGUCAUCGUUUACACACGGCCAACCUGGGAGAUUCUGGGUUCCUGGUGGUCAGAGGGGGAGAGGUCGUCCAUCGCUCCGACGAGCAGCAGCAUUACUUCAACACUCCCUUCCAGCUGUCCAUAGCUCCACCAGAGGCAGAAGGAGUUGUCUUGAGUGACAGCCCUGAGGCUGCUGACAGCACCUCCUUCGAUGUCCAGCUUGGGGACAUCAUCCUGACUGCCACAGAUGGGCUGUUUGACAACAUGCCUGACUACAUGAUCCUGCAGGAGUUGAAAAAGCUGAAGAACUCCAACUACGAGAGCAUCCAGCAGACUGCACGGAGCAUUGCUGAGCAAGCCCACGAGCUGGCCUACGACCCCACGUACAUGUCACCCUUUGCACAGUUUGCCUGUGACAAUGGAUUGAAUGUCAGAGGGGGGAAACCAGACGACAUCACCGUCCUUCUGUCCAUCGUGGCCGAGUACACAGACUGAGGUGCUGCUGCUGCCCGAGCUCCCCGAGCUCCCCGGGCCGUUUCCUGCGGGCAGGAUUGUUCCUUCCUUCCUCCCCAGCUGCUCCUGAGCCCGGAGCCUGGCCCCACAGGCAGCUGAGGCCCUUGCUAAGAACCACUCGUAGUCCACUGGUCUUGGUCUGCCAGCAAGAGAUAAAGAAGCUCAAGGCUUGGAGCUUGUCUUUGAGAGCUUAGUCCUUGUCUGGAACAGGGGAGGAUCCAUCCCACAGCGUUGCUGCGUUGGAGAUGUGACUUUCCAAGGAGUGGGAUUGGCUGGGCACCUUUCACACUAGCUCAGUAGGUAACACCUCUGCACGAGGGCACAUUACUCUCUUUCCUAGGAACGUUCUCUGUUGUUGAGGGUGUGUUACAGACCCAGUUCCAUAAAGCAUUGUCUUGUUCCAGUGAUAGCCGAGGUUUCGUGUUUCUGAGCUCCGGUUUUCAGGAGAUUUAAAACUGCUGUAAACAUUCUGCUCUUGCCAUCCAUGGUGUCAGCCUUAGGAGCCUUUUCUAGUACGAGAUUUCAAACAAACCUAGUUCAAGUUAUAUGGAUGCAAAUGUGUUUUGUGAUUUCAGGUGCUUAACUGUGAUCUUAAAAGUUCUGCAGAUCAUUCGUCCAUAAUGGGCCUGGUUCUGGAUGUUUUGGCUGUGGAUAAUUAUUAUUUUUUUUAAACAAAACUUCUGGCUCAGUCUCAAACAGCCAAGCUGGCCACAGUUGAGGUCUUUCAGCAUUUGAACCCAUCUCAGCGUGGGAUGAUGGUAAAUGCUACGGUGGGAGGUUGCACAAAACAGCUCAGCCUCAACUCCGAGCGUCUUCACUUUGGGUAGAUGAUUCUGUUGUUGAUAUCAAACAUAAUUUGUGUUAAUAAUUGCCACUCUCGCUUGUAGAACAGAAUAUGCUGCACCAGUUUAAGUCCAGUUGAUCCUUUCUGACUCCAACAGGCACCUCCUUGCUUCUGCUGCGGCAGCGGCAGCGAGUACAAAAAUGGAAACUUAAUGAAUAAUCAGCAAAGCCUACAUUUCAUUUGAACUAAAGUUUAGGGGUUUCAAUGAUCCUUAAUGAUGUUUACAGUUAUCUAACAGCCACUUUGCAAUAUGACAUUUCCUUUUCAAUGACAGUAGCUCACGUUUGUCCCCCCUUUUCCAGCCAGCUUUCCUUUUCCUUUCCUGAGGCUCAUAUGAAAGCUGAGAGCUGUAAAGAUAUAUAUAUUUUUGGUCAGUUUUUCAUUAACUUUUUUGCUGGUAGAGAAGUAUGUAGAAAUAAAUUAAAGCCAUGUUUUUAUAUAUAAAAAGUCGGGUAAUGUUGCUGUUUAGGUGAGUGCAGUUAAACUUGGUCAGUAAGGAAUCUUGCCUGCUCUCAAGAGGAGAUUUUUACUACCUGGUUUAUUGUAUUAAAACUGUUUAAGUUUGAGGUUACCUCAACUUGUUUAAAGAAUUUUUGUGGACUUGUACUGUAUAUUUGCGUAACUAUGUCAAGCUUUUAUUUAAGGUCAUUUAACAUGUACCAUGUACAUGUCAUUUUACUAUAUUUCAGUGCAUCAUGCUUGUAACAGGCAUUUCAUUUAUAAUAAGUGAUUAAUUUGGGAGCUCUUCAGUAAUUUAUCUGCUAUUCCUCAAUUGGCAUAAUGUUAGAUAUCUACUUUAAAUCACCUUGUAAUUACUCGUCAAAAUGCCUUAACUACCCUAACUUGACCAAAAUAGGAUUUUGGUGAGGGUAUGGGGAGGAUUAUAUUAAUGAAGAAAAAUUAAUUAGUUUUGCGACACACGAACAGUGAGUGGUGGAGAACUUUGCACAACCUGUCAGUCCUUGUUGUUUUUAACCUGAACAAGCUGUCUCUGGCUGUCUUGGAGGAAUGUAUUCACAUGCAGAACAGGGCUUUGUUUCUCGUUUGGGAGGGGCCUUUCUCUCCCACUCUGGCUGUCUUUACAUUUAUCCAGUAUUUACUGCACGCUUCUGGAUUAGAGCAGAUUUGAUCAAUUCUUCUUUUCCUUUGCCCCCUGGCCCCGGGCUGUUCUCUGCUCUCAGCACAGUCCCCAGCCCUCCCUGUUCCCCUUCCCGGCUUUCCAGAGCUUUCCCUGGGGACGUGUGCGGGGCAGAGGGUCUGGAAUCCCCCAGUUCCUCCCUGUCUGUGUCCACAAAGCCGUUUGCCUCAUAUCACACCAUGACCUGUUGGGUUUUUUUAAAUAAAGAACAAAUUUGAGUUUUGAUUUACAAAUCAUGAGUUUUUCCCUCACCGGGCACACCAAAGACCAGUAAAGCUUUUAGCUUUUCCAUCUGUUUAUAAAGCAAUACUGUAUUAUAAAGAAUUGAUAUUUUUAUCACAUGCUUGAUUGUUUUGGGUUUUUUUUAAGACGUGCACUCUGAACAUAUCAAACCUGAUUUUUUCCUAUGAACUUAACGCUGUCUGCGCACAACUGAUCUUUGGAGAAGGAAAGGACAGGGCCCAUCCUAUCAAAAAUAAUUCCCAGCGAUGCAUGAAGCAGGAACACGUGCUAGGGUUAGGUCAGUGGGAAUGUUCACGAGAGGAAUGUACAGGAGAGGUGUUUGCUGAGCCUUGGAGCUGCUGCAGAGGUUGUGGUUUGUG